AUGGAGGUGGAAGGAUCGUCGAAGAAGAUGAUAGCAACACAGGAAGAAAUGGUGGAGGCUAAGGUUCCUCUGGGGUACAGAGACCAGUGUGCGCACCUCUUGAUCCCUCUCAACAAGUGCAGGCACGCCGAGUUCUACCUUCCAUGGAAGUGCGAGGCCGAGCGCCACGUCUACGAGAAGUGUGAGUACGAGCUCGUUAUGGAGAGGAUGCUUAAGAUGCAAAAGAUCCAAGAAGAAGAAGCCAAGCUCAAGCAGUCCCAGAAACAGCCCAUUCCUCUCAUUCCCAAAACCGCCAAUGCUUAGAAUUUUUCGAUCUUUUGGUUUGUUCUUUUCAUCCUUACUCUUGCUUUUAAAUUAAACCUUGGGUUUCUCCUUGAAAUUUGGAUCGUUUCUGUUUUCUAGGGUUUAUUAAUUACUGGGUGUCUGCACAAAUCGAGCCUCUGUGGUUGAAAUUUUUCUGGGUUUGUGCUGGUCGGUUUUUGUUCAAGGGCGUAAUCCAGGGUUGGUCAAUGAGAAUGUAGGGGUUUUUUAUGAUUGAUUGUUAUUUGAGGUUCUAUUGUCUAAUAGUGUCAUGCACAAUCUAGAUUCUGUUUAUGAAAUUUACGGUUUUUGU
This is a messenger RNA of Vitis vinifera (wine grape), 613 nucleotides long. RefSeq names its product NADH dehydrogenase [ubiquinone] 1 beta subcomplex subunit 7-like. The record is from RefSeq and is a predicted model, not a curated record. Gene Ontology annotation, cellular component: mitochondrion. Lineage: Eukaryota; Viridiplantae; Streptophyta; Magnoliopsida; Vitales; Vitaceae. The coding region runs from base 1 to 303 and encodes 100 amino acids. The transcript has a single exon.